This is a messenger RNA of Micromonas commoda, 1609 nucleotides long. It is a transcript of the gene BAM1, whose product is annotated as glycoside hydrolase family 14 protein. The coding region runs from base 19 to 1338 and encodes 439 amino acids. The transcript has a single exon. Gene Ontology annotation, molecular function: beta-amylase activity. Gene Ontology annotation, biological process: polysaccharide catabolic process. Lineage: Eukaryota; Viridiplantae; Chlorophyta; Mamiellophyceae; Mamiellales; Mamiellaceae. The record is from RefSeq and is a predicted model, not a curated record.
UACGUCGAGCUCCUCCGCAUGGUGAAGAAAGCUGACCUGAAGCUCAACGCGGUGAUGUCGUUCCACGCGUGCGGGGCGAACGUGGGGGACUACUUCCGCGUCACGCUGCCCAAGUGGGUGCUGGAGGCUGCGGAGAAGGACCCGGAUCUGUUCUUCACCGACCAGUACGGCUACCGAAACCCCGAGUGCAUCUCGCUCUGGGCGGACAACGCCAAGACGCUCGACGGCCGAACGCCGCUCGAGUCCUACCGCGACUUCAUGCAGUCGUUCAGGGACGAGAUCGAGGCGAGGGGCUUGAUGGACGUCGUCGAGGAAAUCUCCGUGGGGUGCGGCCCGUGCGGCGAGCUGCGAUACCCCGCGUACCCGGAGAAUAAGAUUUCGCCCAACUCGUCGCAGUGGCAGUUCCCGGGCAUUGGCGAGUUUCAGUGCUACGACCAGAGGGCGUUGGGUAACCUGGCGAGGGCCGGGUCCGAGGCUGGCCACAUCGAGUGGGGCGGCGCCGGUCCCCACGACGCGGGUGGGUACAAUAACCUACCUCACGAGACGGGUUUCUUUCGAGCGCAGCACGGGAGCUGGGACAGCGAGUACGGGCAGUUCUUUUUAUCCUGGUACAGCGGCGAGCUCGUGGAGCACGGCGAUCGCAUGCUCCGGUGCGCGCGGUCGGUGUUUGAGGAGGAGUGCGGGGAUUGCCCGACGAUCGCGAUCAAGUGCGCGGGGGUGCACUGGUGGUACAACUCGCGGUCGCACGCCGCGGAGCUCACCGCCGGGUAUUUCAACACGCGAAGCGGCGAUAACGUCCCGGAACGCGACGGGUACGAACCCAUCGUCAAGAUCUGCGGCAGGCACGGCGCGAGGCUGAACUUCACGUGCACGGAGAUGCGGGACAUCGAGCACCCUUUCUUCAGCCGAUGCGGGCCCGAGGGUUUGUUGCGUCAGAUUCGAGCCGCCGCCGCUCGGUACGGCGUCAAGGUUGCGGGAGAAAACGCGCUGUGUCGCUUCGAUCAGGAUGCGUACGACAAGAUCAUCACCAACUGCCGCGGCGAGGGAAGCGACCGGGAGCUGUGGCGCCAGGGUGCGCUCCUCCCGCCGAUGGCUUCCUUCACGUUUCUGCGACUGUCGAAGGAGCUCUUCGAGGAUGACAACUUCAACUCGUUUGUGCACUUCGUCGCGAGGAUGGCGAACGAGACGCGCGCGCUCGGCGGGAACGACGAGGAUAAGUUCGUCAACGGCAACGAGGUGUUGGAAGCCCUGCUCAACUCUGAGAUUCUGAGCAACCUCGCCGAGGUCAGGGACGAGACCUCCUCGGGCUUCGUCGCCGCGCAAUUUUCCGACCUGUGAUGAGAAACGCCGAGGGCGAAAAAAAAUGGGAAUUGGGUAAUAACGGUUUUGGAUUGUACCAGUAAAGUACGGCGUGGGGUUGGGCGAAGUAAUCGCCUGUCCGGGAAUGCAACGAAUCCCUCCAGCGGUUGGCCAACGGAUGGGCGUUUCGCGUCGAAUGCGAGCCCUCUGGCGACGUCGGAUCGGGACCGGGCGAGCCCCUAGCGUGACUUCAAGUAAAGUCUCUUAUUAGGCCCUGCCAAGGGAUGUAUUAUCGAGCAUACACAUACGC